Molecule: messenger RNA, 281 nt
Organism: Meloidogyne enterolobii
Lineage: Eukaryota; Metazoa; Nematoda; Chromadorea; Rhabditida; Meloidogynidae
Source: the annotation of a GenBank genome assembly
UUUCUCAGAUUUGGAAAAAGCCACGAAUGAUAGCAGCAAUUCUCUUUUCCUGUGUGGCACCUCUAAUAGUUACAAUACACAUUUUUCAAUAUAAAGUUUAUCUAAAGGAAGUAAAGUCUAAUGGAUUUAUGUUAGCGUAUGCUGCAUUGACUGGAACCAAUUUAAUUGUAUAUUAUUUUGAUUUUUUUUAUAAAAAUCCUUUGGAUAUAUUUAAAAAUCCUUUGGAUAUUCGGACCGAACUGAAGACCGGUCAUAGAAUUGCUGGAAAAUUGUCAGCCUAG